Molecule: messenger RNA, 642 nt
Organism: Rotaria sordida
Lineage: Eukaryota; Metazoa; Rotifera; Eurotatoria; Philodinida; Philodinidae
Source: the annotation of a GenBank genome assembly
AUGCAAUCUCCAUAUUUAUCAUUUAUGAAUUAUGUUCUACAAAACAGUCGUCGUGGUGAUAUACAAAAUGUAAUUGAUACUAUUGAUCAAUAUGGUUGGACUAAACAAUGGUUAAUGAAUAUUGGUGAUCGAAAAGGAAAAAUUCUUGAUGAUGCUAUUCGUACAAGAAAACCAAAAACUGUUUUAGAACUUGGUACUUUUCUUGGUUAUAGUUCAUUAAGAAUGGCAGGUCAAUUACCAAAUGAUGCAUCAAUUAUUUCAAUUGAUAUAAAUUCUCAAACAGCAGAAAUAGCUCAUACUAUUCAUAAACAUGCUGGUGUAGAAAAUCGAAUAAAAAUUAUUAUUGGUUCAAGUGAAAAUAUUAUUCCUCAAUUGAAUAAAAUAUAUCAUAUUGAUUCAUUUGAUUUUAUUUUUAUCGAUCAUGAUGGUUCAUUAUAUUUACCUGAUUUUAUGUUAUUAGAACAAUAUGGUUUAAUUAAAUCUGGAACAAUGAUCGUAGCUGAUAAUGUUAUCUAUCCAGGUGCACCUAACUAUUUAAAUUAUAUUCGAAAUAAUCCAAAUUACAUAACAAAAAUGUAUGAAUCAACUAUUGAAUAUCGUGAAGAUAUACGUGAUGGAGUAGAAGUAUCUGUACGAAAAUAA